Molecule: messenger RNA, 3231 nt
Organism: Toxotes jaculatrix (banded archerfish)
Lineage: Eukaryota; Metazoa; Chordata; Actinopteri; Toxotidae
Gene: rassf2b
Product: Ras association domain family member 2b
Exons: 11
Coding region: 206-1189 (327 amino acids)
Biological process (GO): positive regulation of protein kinase activity; regulation of non-canonical NF-kappaB signal transduction; signal transduction
Cellular component (GO): cytoplasm; nucleus
Source: RefSeq, a predicted model, not a curated record
GCCCAAGUGAUUGUUUCCAGCGGCUGGAAAGGGAGCGAGUUCACCGAGGAGUUUGCCGUUAACGGACAGUAACGGGAACAAGGGGAAAGACGGAGGAGGUGGAAGAGGAGGACCGGAGAGCCUGCGUCCCCGGGUUUGCUCCCUCUUUCUGGUGUCGCAACAAGAUCACACAGUCUUCACUACGCUCCUCUCAUGCUUCCUGAAAAUGGAUGAUACACAGGACGGGGUUCAGAUUGGAGAGAACAAGUUCAUCAGCAAGGCAACAGUACUCUCCCAUCUUAAGACAUACAACCUCUACUAUGAAGGACAAAAUCUACAGCUCAGACACAGAGAAGAAGAGGGGGAGCUGGUCGUAGAGGGCUUGCUGAAUAUCUUCUGGGGCCUGCGGCGACCAAUCAGACUUCAGAUGCAGGAUGACCACGAGCGAAUCCGACCUCCCCCCUCCUCUACGUCCUGGCACUCCGGUUGUAAUCUGGACAGUCAAGGUUCCCCCAACAGCACAGAUGGUCAACAGAACACCCAGCAGAGCCCGCCCACAGUGGAAGUUACGCCACCUGACAUCCAACCAGAGGACAACGGUUUGAUGGAAGAGCAGACACAAGAGGACAGUGAGAGCUCCUCUCAGCUCCUAAGGACAAAGAGUGAUGCUGGAGUCUUGAGACGGGGACAGCGACGGUCACCAAGCGACCAGAGGAAAAUUCGACGCCAUCGCUUCUCCAUCAACGGACACUUCUACAACCAUAAGACAGCAGUGUUUACUCCUGCUUAUGGCUCAGUGACUAAUGUUCGGAUCAACAGCUGCAUGAGAACACCUCAGGUCCUACGAGUCCUCCUCAAUAAGUUUAAAAUUGAAAACAGCCCAGAUGAUUUUGCGCUUUACCUUGUCCAUGCCAGUGGAGAGCGUGUGAAACUGAAGCGGAGUGACUACCCCCUGGUGCUGAGAGUAAUGCAGGGUCCAUGUGAGCAGGUCUGCAAAAUUUUCCUCAUGGAAGAAGAUCUGGGGGAAGAAGUCACGUAUGAUGUGGCGCAGUAUAUCAAGUUUGAAAUGCCUGUCCUGCAGAGUUUCAUCACCAAGCUGAAGGAAGAGGAGGACAGAGAGGUCCAGAAACUCAGGAGAAGGUAUAAUUACCUGCGGUGUAUAAUUGAGAAGCAGCUCCGUUGUCUUCCAGAGGGGGCGACGUGUAUGUGAUCUGCUCACGGUGAGGGCUCCCUCCAGCACAUCAAACUGUCAAAACCUUUCCCAGCGUAUAAUAUGCUCCACCCAGCUGUGACCAAGAAUUAGCUGACAAGAACCCAGUGUACAUCUUUCAGUGAUUAUCCUGCUCCUCUGAAUUCCAGCCUCUGCGCAAAAUCUUUUUUGAAAUCGUUCAAUCCACUUACAGGCGAAACUCGUAACAUGCCAUCUUGUGUGCAUGUUAAGCGUGACCAUUCCAGCAAUAGUCUUGAGUCAUGAUGACUCACGCGUCCUUGUGAAGUGUCCUGAUUCAGACUCAAUCACUUUAUCUCUCUCUGCUUUUCUGUCACCGUGUCGCUGUCAUCACAUACAGUACACACAGAGAGACAUCCCUGUACUCGUGAGUAAUUUUAUUGACUUUGCAGCAAAAUACUUUGCAGAAUGAGCCUAAAAUGUGAUGUCCUGUCCUCUGUCCACCCCCCCCAGACUGCAAGCUGAUAUCCAAAAUCAAUUUAAAGCACAAACAUCAUAUUAUAUGGUCUUAGUAAAGUGCCUGUUCAAGGGUUUCCCCGAGCACAAAGACACAAGCUUUGAUAAAAAUGCUGAAGUUGUUGUUUACAGGAAAUUCUGGGUGUUUGAACCAGUAAGCGUGCAGCUUUGGUAGAACCACAUCAGACCUCUGGGUCGAUGUGAAACCAACCAGACCACAUGCAGAAGGUCGUGGCCUCACAACACCAAACACCAUCCAGUCCUACAUUGCACCAGGUGCUUUUAUGUUCGAGAAUUUGUUAAACUUUGUAACUGAAAAAAAAUAUAAUUGACCUGCUUCAUGGUAUUGCAGCUGAGAACUUCACUGCAGGGCUUAUUAAAGGCCAUGUGAUCAGAGGGUGGGUUUAUGUUGUUACCAUCAGUCUGAAGGUAACAACAGUUGCCCCAUUUCUGCAGGCAUACAAACUCAAUUUUUAAGGCAUUUUAUGAUUGAAGUGAAAGGACUAGUUUGUCAUUUGGGGAAAUACAUUCAUUCUUUUUCUUGCUUCCAACAGCUGAGAGGAUUGAUACCACUCUCAUGUCUGUACAGUAUAUAUGAGGCUACCACCAGCCAAGCUUAGUGUAGGUGUUGGACAUGUUUGUUUGUUUUUUUUUCUUUUGCAUCCAACAAAGAAUGACACAAAAAGCACAAAACAAGCGUGAAAUCCCACAAGACUGUGAAUUACACUGAUAAUCUUUAAUGGAGAAUGUUUUAAUUGUACGAAUGAUCAUUUCAAAGCAGCACAUCUUGCCUCCACAUGUACAGCGCUUUGCAUAUGUCCGCUCUUAUCAUCAAUAUUUCUAACAUCUAUAUUGAAAAUCUCGCCGUACAGUACUCAGUGGACUGUCAUCAAGAGUAUGUGUGUGUGAUUCUGAAAGCAUGCAUGUUAUAUUUUUAGUGGCUCUUAAGACUUGCCUGCUUUUGUAUUGUGUCUUUUACAAAAUAAUGAAGAAACAUCAUUCUUUAAAAUAUUCAGAACUCAUGCCACUACUUAGAAAAUGUAGAGGGUUUUUUUCGUACGAUGAUUGUUAUUUAAUAAAAAAGUUAUCUUGAGAAAAGACAUACAUAUAUAUCUGUAAUCUCCUUCUGCCUCGUUCAGGUUAGUGGGUGAAAAGUUUAGCAUGUUGCAUAAUGAUGUUUAAAUCUUGUUGUAUAAUUUCAAAUGAUAUAAUAACAAACUGCUCAGACAGACAAGUCGAAGCUUCGGGAGAGCUUGUUAAAUGUUCUAGUUUAUUCACUUAGUGGGCCGUUAAAUCGUUCAGACAAAAUUAGAAACACACACACGGGUAUUUAUGUGUGAUGUCUGUGGUACGGCAGCUUACUGUCCACUCAGCCAAUCAGCAGGUAUGAGCCAGAGUGAUCCACUCCACCUGAUUGAGAUUGUCUGGAGGACAACAGGCUGGCCCUGAAACAUACUUUCCUACAGACAAUCAGAGGAGUCUGAGCUGCAAACACACCUUUUGUGGAAGAGGAACAUCAUCUGAACCGGUGCACUUCUUCAUUUCUGUUGCAAACAGCCACUCAACAG